Molecule: messenger RNA, 3691 nt
Organism: Nerophis lumbriciformis (worm pipefish)
Lineage: Eukaryota; Metazoa; Chordata; Actinopteri; Syngnathiformes; Syngnathidae
Product: calsyntenin-2-like
Biological process (GO): positive regulation of synapse assembly; homophilic cell-cell adhesion; positive regulation of synaptic transmission
Cellular component (GO): postsynaptic membrane; cell surface
Molecular function (GO): calcium ion binding
Source: RefSeq, a predicted model, not a curated record
GGGCUACACCGCCUGCCUGCCCGCUUCAGGUCCCGUCGGAGCAGCAGGAAGCACUCUACUUCACAGAGCACCGCGGAUCCCGUGAAGGCACCACGCGGUCCAGUCUUCUCGCACAUUCCACCAGCAAGGUGUCCUCACACAACUCGGAAGAGAGUGGGAAGCGGGAGGGAAAAAAGCAAGAGUGUACAAAGAAAGAGAAAGACGGCGAAGAGGAGAGAAAGAGACAAAAUAAAGAGCAAAGAAGAAGAGGAGGUGUUCGCCGAGAAGAUGCUGACUCCAGCCGGCUUCUUGGCUGCGGUCGUUCUGGGCUUGAGCGCGGCUCACUCCAAAGUGAAUAAACACAAGCCGUGGAUCGAGACGUCAUACCAUGGGGUGAUCACUGAAAACACUGACGUUGUUCUGCUGGAUCCCCCUCUGGUGGCUCUGGACAAGGAUGCCCCAAUCCCAUAUGCAGGGGAGAUCUGCGCUUUCAACAUCCACGGGUUGGAUGCUCCAUUCGAGGCAGUGGUGCUGAACGGCACUUCGGGGGAGGGCCAGCUGAGGGCCCGCGGCUUGGUGGACUGUGAGCUGCAGAAGGAGUACACCUUCAUCAUUCAGGCUCAUGACUGCGGUUCAGGACCAAGGGGCACGGAGGGCAAAAAGUCCCACAAGGCAGUGGUCCAUAUUCAGGUCAACGAUGUGAACGAGUUUGCUCCGGUGUUCCGGGAGCCCCAGUACCAAGCGGCAGUGACAGAGGGCAAGAUUUAUGACAGCAUCCUACAAGUGGAGGCCACUGACCAGGACUGUUCCCCUCAAUACAGCCAGAUCUGUAACUACCAGAUCACCGCUACCAACACACCGUUUGCUAUAGACCGCAACGGUAACAUCCGGAACACAGAGAAGCUGAGCUAUGACCGAGAGCAACAGUAUGAGAUCCAGGUGACUGCCUGGGACUGCGGCCAGAAGAGAGCUUUGCACAGCGUCUACGUCCGCAUUGACGUCAAACCUGUCUGCAAACCCGGCUGGCAAGGUUGGAGUAAACAAGUUGACUAUGAGCCAGGAACAGGCAGUAAGCCGUUGUUUCCCAAAAUGCAUCUGGAGACCUGUGGAGAACCACUGUCAUCUGCGAGGACCACCGUGGAACUUCAAACCAGUCAUAUUGGGAAGGGCUGCGACCGUGAGACCUACUCUGAGAAGUCGUUACAAAAAUUAUGUGGAGCCUCAUCAGGCAGCACUGACCUUCUGCCCGCCCCUUCUACUGCCACUAACUGGACAGCGUCUCUGGUGACUGACAGCGGGAGGGACAGUGACUUGAUAUUCAGGUUUGACGGUCACCAGGCGGCUAAAAUUCCAAGCUGGGUGGUACCUCAGAACCUGACAGACCAGUUCACUAUAGCGACCUGGAUGAAGCACGGGCCCAGUCCUGGGCUCAGGGCUGAAAAGGAGACCCUGCUUUGUAAUUCGGAUAAGACGGAGAUGAAUCGCCAUCACUACUCCCUGUAUGUCCACAAUUGCCGCCUGGUGUUCCUGUUAAGGAGAGACUUUACCCAGGUGGACACGUUCAGGCCUGCUGAGUACCACUGGAAACUGGACCAGAUCUGUGACAAGGAGUGGCAUUACUACGUCAUCAAUGUAGAGUUCCCAGCGGUGACACUAUAUGUGGAUGGAGUGACCUAUGACCCCUACCUGGUGACUGACGACUGGCCCAUUCACCCGUCGGAGAUCGACAUGCAGCUGACAGUCGGUGCCUGCUGGCAAGGUGGCGAGGUGACCAAGCCACGGUUUACUCAGUAUUUCCGGGGCAGCCUAUCUGGACUGACCAUCCGACCCGGGAAGAUCGAGAGUCAGAAAGUCAUUUCCUGUCUGCAGGCUUGUAAAGAAGCACUGGAUAUCAACUCCCUUGAGAGCCUGGAUAAGAGCAUCAAGUUUCACUUCAACCCAUCUCAGUCCAUUCUGGUGAUGGAGGGAGAGGAUUUAGAAAACAUGAACACUGCCCUGAGGAAAGUCUCCUACAUAAACUCUCGCCAGUUCCCCACCGCAGGAGUACGACAUCUUCGCAUCUCUACUGCUGUUCAGUGCUUCGGUGAGGACACUUGCAUCACCAUACCUGACAUAGAGGCGGUCGUGAUGGUGCUGCAGCCCAGCGAACCCAGGAUAACCAUCACUGGACUGAAACGACACAGUCUACCGGCUUCUGACCUCAGGGCUCCUGGCGGUGUUGCACUUUUCCAGGAGCUCCACAUCAUCAGCACAGUCACCAGAGUAGACGCUGCUGCACAACACACAGGUCAAAGACGAGGCACUCUGGAGGAGAUCAUCCACAACUUGGACUACUGCGAUAUUCUGGUAAUAGGCGAGGAGUUGAACCCUGCACAGGAGUCACUCCAACUGGGGCGCAGCAUUCUGCUUGGGAAACACCUCGAUGCCACCAACUCCACAUCCGGGAUGUCCAUAUAUGGUGUGGACUCCAUGUCAAACUACGAAGAGGUGAUCCGAGAGGUGCAUUACUCCAACUGGCAACCUGCACAGUUAACGGAGAGGAGGUUCCGCCUCACAUGCUCAGAGCUCAAUGGACGCUACACCAGCAAUGAGUUUAACUUGGAGGUGAGCAUCAUCCACGGUUCAGAGGUCGGGGAACGUGUCAGUCACAGCGCUGCUUCGCCUCAGUACAUGCAGUUAGUCCACAAUCCAUCCAUGAUUCAUGAGCUGUACCCUCGGCACAACUCAGGGGUGCCGAGUACCGCCGCAGUGGUCACUGUGAUCUGCAUCGCCGCCCUGGUGGUAGUGGUUGUGUUAGGCGUCUACCACAUCCAUUUAACACACCAGCAACAAGUCAAGAUGUCCGAGGCCACCAAAGAGGAAGACGGGGCCUGGGACAAGUCGGGUCUCUCAAUCACUAUCAACCCAAUGGAGAAUCUGCAGGACACCCAGGCUGCAGAUGAGGAGGCCAGCGAGGACGAAGAGGAGGAGGAGGAGGACGACGACGACGACGUCACCAGUGCCGAGUCGGACAACAGCGAGGAGGAAUUGGACGUGCAACUACCCAGCAUGCAGUGCAAGAAGGCACACAAACAAUAAUGUCUAAUUGAAACUCCAAGUCAGUCAUCUUACACACACUGAUCUGCAUAAUAUUCUGUAAUCACCUUGACACACACUGACUUGUGGCUUUUAAAAAAAAAAAAGAGGUAAUAUUGCCCCCUGCUGGACUUAAUUUGUAUUAGCCUCAACCUAGUGAUUAAAAAUACAAUCACAGGGAAACACGUGGAACAGGUGGUUCUCGGGACUGUGAAUGAUGUCUAUAUCUACAGUGCAUCCGGAAAUUCACAUUGCUUCAGUUCUACCACUUUUUAUAUAACAGCCUUAUUCUAAAAUGGAAUACAUUCAUUUUUGUCCUCAAAAGUCUACAGACAAUACCCCCCCUAAACCAGGGGUCCCCAAACUACAGCAUCCAAAAUCCGGCCCACGGGAAGUCCCAAGUAAAAAAAAAAGUGUUUUAAUUUUUUUAAUGUUUUAUUUAUUUAUUUUAAUUUUAUCUUUCCUUUCUAAUCCAUUUUAUACCGCUUGUUACUCUCGGUGUGUCCUGGCCGCUCAGGCAAAUCAUAUUGUCUAAAAAUUAAUUUUCCCAUCGAUAACGUGACAAUGUUAAAUGUUGAUGAACAUCAAUGUUAAAUGACAAAACGGAUUAACUCGCUGGAAUAUAAAGACAAUGUAU